AUGGCAUCUCAGAAGUUUUCAAACUUCUCCAUUGAUUACAUCUUGGGAGACACUAACAGGCAAACAGCAGAAUCCCCUGGAGUCGAUCAUCCAGCAUCUUCUCAAGAUUUCCAGGGGCACUUGAGAAAGCUGGAUCUGCUCUACCAAGAGGGAUGUAGAGGUCACUGUGAUCGUGCAGCACUGAUGGUGAACUUUCCUUCUCCAUCAUGGCCAGGGAUGUACUGCUGCUGCGUUCCAGUCUCCUACUACCAGCCGACCUACUUUGCAGGGCAACCGUGGCCUUAUGCCGUAGCAGGUUGUGAAACAGCUGAGAAUCACUAUCACCCAAACGCUCAGAAACAGCGCGGUCGAAUCCGAACGGUUUUUACCGACAACCAGACGGAGCAACUCGAGCGACUCUUUGCGGUCACUGACUACCCGACCGCCGAGACUCGGGCAGAGUUAGCCCAAAACACGGGCCUCAGCGAGGAGACUGUGCGGGUGUGGUUCAAGAAUCGACGUGCACGCAGAAAGAGACAGACAACCUGCGCUGACAAACACGCCAAUCGAGCUCUGGAGGACCAUCACGAAUCAGAUUAG
Danio aesculapii is the source of this 579-nucleotide messenger RNA. It is a transcript of the gene dharma, whose product is annotated as dharma. Gene Ontology annotation, molecular function: DNA-binding transcription factor activity, RNA polymerase II-specific; RNA polymerase II cis-regulatory region sequence-specific DNA binding. Lineage: Eukaryota; Metazoa; Chordata; Actinopteri; Cypriniformes; Danionidae. The transcript is spliced from 3 exons. The record is from RefSeq and is a predicted model, not a curated record. Bases 1 to 579 code for a protein of 192 amino acids. Gene Ontology annotation, cellular component: nucleus. Gene Ontology annotation, biological process: regulation of transcription by RNA polymerase II.